Pocillopora meandrina is the source of this 13663-nucleotide messenger RNA. The record is from the annotation of a GenBank genome assembly. Lineage: Eukaryota; Metazoa; Cnidaria; Anthozoa; Scleractinia; Pocilloporidae.
AAAAUAUUUGACUCUUGAGGAACAUUUCCAUAGGUAAGCGCAUUUGUUGGAAAGGAACUAUUGUUUAAGCCCAUUAAAACAUAAUUAAAAUUGCGUUCAGUCUUUUCCCUCGAAGCUUUGCAUUCUGUGGCGCGUGUUGUGGUGGUAAUCAAAGUUCAUUGCAGUAUGUGAGUUAUUACUUGACGAAUUUUAAAGCUUGCUAACUUAAAAGUGUCUUUAUCUGUUUCAACUUCAGCCUUAAAAUACACCUCAUAUCCAGCUCUUCUGUGUGGAGUCAGUGCGAGAGAAAUGGGUCUCUUGUCAGAUGUUCGAGGACGGAAGAAAAUUGUGGAUGUUUUAGUAACUCAUUGCUCAAAGCUGUGGUAACGAGGCUUUAAAUUUUUGCAAGAUUUUUCUCUUAGUAUUAUUAGGGAUUAUACUUGUAAUACGCUUUCAAUUGAUGUUCUUAUGUUUUAUUUGACAAAUUUGCGAAAUUUUUGUGCACAGAUGUACGGUGUACCACCAUGCCAAAAUUAUAAGGAGAUUUACGUUUAAGAGACUAAUUGUAUCUAUGUCGUCCUAUUUUCAUUUUGACUUUUCCUUUCUUUGGAUUUUGCCGAUGCAUGGUAAUGAAAGUAGACAACAGCACAAAGUAAAAUGUCAACCACAGCAAAUUCUCGCCCACACUGAUUGGCAAUGAUCUAUUGAUUCAUUUAUCAAUUUUAUCGUUCUCUUCCUUUUUCCAGUGUUCUCAGUUACAUUAUUGGUAUCAUCUGGCUGUGUGCUUUAUCUGAUCGCACAUUCAAUGGUCGUGUUUAUUUCUCUGAGAAUGCAUUGUUGCCUGGUUUGGUUGAAGCAGAAUUCAAGAAUCACAGACUUGCUUCAGAGUUAUUUGGGAAGUUAUCAACUCUUCCAGAGGGGGAUAUUAGGUACCCAUCAUUACAGUUCUUCUCUGCUUUUAUAAUUUAAGGGGAGCAUGGAAAAAAGACUUACAGACUGAUUGAAUACUUUCACGCAGAAUCCUGCAAAAUUGUCACCUAAUGGUUCCUUUGUGAAACACAGAAUUAAAUUAAGGUCUUAUCCACAGGUAGUAAGAGCUUUGUUAUACUCCCCUUAGAUUUAAUUUCUUUAUAAUUAUGAGAAACAAAAUGGCUUUUUCCAUCAGUAGUUUGUAUAAGAAAAAUAGAAGAUUUAUAUGUAGCCAUGGUUAGCUUUCUUUCUGUAAAAACAUCUUAUUUGAGAUGUGCUUCAUACCCAUGCUGGUUUGUCUUGCAUGUAAAAUAAUAUAACUUUUUCGCUGGUUUCUGACAAUUUUAUUUGAAAUUGUUUUCCUGUGAAAGUACAUUUAUAAAAGAAAUGUUUAGGCAAACCUCUAUAAUUUUCCUGUUGAUGUGUGGCGUGACUAUUACUGACGAUAACCAUCCCUCUCCCUCUUGUUUUUGGAUCUGGACGUACUGGACCAUAAUUUCCUUCAAUUACCAUGUGCAUUAUUUAUUAUUCAACAUAAUGUCCAUUUUUCUUUAGCAAUGCUGCAUCACAGAUGAUCACAAACACAAUGGAAAACAUUGGUCUUUACACUUACCAACAGAACUUCACAGUUUACACACCAUUUCCUGGCAUUUCUGAGCCACGCGUGAUAAAUGGCAUAAACAUUUAUGGGAUUCUUAGAGCUCCCAGGAUUGCAGGCACUGAGGCACUGGUUAUCAGUGUUCCAUACAAUCAAGGGAACAAUAAAGGAGCUUUAGCACUAAUGUUGUCAUUUGCUGACCAUUGUAGAAGUGAGUAUAAAGUGGUAUUCAAAGUUUGAAAAAUGUCUUUUAAGAAGCUUCAAAUUAAUGCAACUUUGCUUCCUAAGACUUAAAUUAAAUGGGAAUGACUUCUAUUAAAUGACAUUUAAAAAACACCAGCAUAUAGUGCUGAAGGAUUUAAGAGAAUUUUUCUAUCUCUGAUGGUAAUGACUCUGCCCUCUGUGGAGUCAGUGUUUUUAAGGGACUAUUGCUUUUCUCCAGCAAAUCUUGAGCUGCUUUAAUAUCCCGCACAUGGAGUGGUAUUACAGUGUUAAGAACAGUGCUGUGAUUUUCCUCUGGAUGGACACUUUCAUUGGUGUGUCUCCAGAAAGCUUAAGAUAUUGAAACAUUCAUUCUUGAUCAAAGAAGACUUUGUGUGAGAGCUUUACAAACAUUAUGAAGUAAAAUAUAAUGUUAUACAGGAUGAGAAGUGUAUACUUCUUCUUCAUGCCCACCCGUUUAUGUUCCUCAUGCAUGGUUUCUGUUGAGAAAAAGGGAAGUCCACUGUUAUCCUCAAAUUGUGUACUGUACAUUUUUCUAGUCACCCUGCUCUGCCUAAUUGUAAUGUACAAUGUAACUGUCUAGUUGAGAGGGGAGAUUCUGUGCAAUUUUCUUUUCUUUUCUUGUUUUCUUUUUACUUUUUCAGUAUUUGAUUUUGAUAAAUUAAAAAGAAAUAUCUUUUUUCACAGGGAAAAGUUACUGGUCAAAGGAUAUCAUUUUUCUUGUGACUGAUAGAGAUCAACUUGGUAUGCAAGCUUGGCUUGAUGCAUACCAUGGUGUUACAAAUUCUUGUAGGUAUUAGUUUCCUGCACUUUCUUUGUUGAUAUAAUCAACUCAAACACUUUGAUUUAACAGGUUGAAAUAACUCCCCUUGAGUAAAUACCAAGUAAAGAGCUCAGAACUUACCUUCUCUAUUAUUUUGUUUACCAAACUUGAUGCCAUUGACAUUUCUGAUCCUAGCAGUAUGCAGGAUGUGUUUCAUAAAUGUGUUUCUCUGUGGCUCUGUGUAUCGGAGCACAGAAAUCAGAAGGUCUGAAGUUCAGUUCCUCAUGGGGACUCAGAAUUUUUUUUGUUCCAGGCUCAUGAUAAGAUGAAAUAACAUCUUUCUCUAUUUCUUCACUGAGCUCAAAACUUACCACCUUUCUUAUUGUACUUGAAACAACUUGUUUUUCCAUUUGCAGAUAUUUCUUCUGCUCCUCUUGAGGGACAUUCUGGUUCCAUACAAGCUGCACUGAACUUGGAAUUUCUGCAUGAGAAAGUGAACUUCUUUAAGAUUGCCAUUGAAGGAAUUAAUGGACAGCUUCCUAAUCUUGAUCUAGUAAAUACCGUGUUCAGGAUGUGUCGCAAAGAGCAUGUUCCAGUUUCUCUACACACAGAGGUGAAUUGGAUUUUUUAUUUAGUGGGAACAAAGAGUGUAUUAGUAUAUGACUUUUUUUGUUAAAAAAUCAUUUUCCUGGAAUUCAUUUUAAUCUAAAAGAUAGCUAUUGUGUCUCUGAUAAUUAAACAGAUAUUCAAAAUCAAUAGAAACAUGAUUAGAAAACUUUUCUAGUACAGUGACAGAGGCAAACCAGUUGGGUAUUUAAUUAUAAUGGGCUGUUGGAUCACAAGUUGAACGUGGUUACCUGUUACAUGGUCCAUCUUGAGCAAAAGUCAUCUUAAGGGUCAAUCUUUAUGACUUUGACUUAUCAGUGAUGACUUCUGCUCAGAUUUUUCACAUUUUAUACUUUUUCACUGACAAAAUCUUUUCCAGGGCUGCCCCACUGGGAAAAUCAUCACUACAAAUGAAAUAAUUGAGUACAUAGUGGUUAUUUUUAUUCAAGUCCUCAUUAAGCCUUUCACUCUCAAGUUCUACAAAUGAAUUCUCUGCAUUAUCUGUCAUGAAUUUCUACCAAUCAUAGCUUUGAGAAUUUGGUGAUUAAUUGGUCAACUUGCCCUUGUUGAUAUUUUUCUUCCUGAUCACUUUUCUGCACAGAAAUGUAUCUAGGUACUUUGUAGUAAGACAUUUAUUUUUACUCACUACCUAGAGUGAUUGAAAAAAAGCUCAGGCCCUUAAAAUUUAGCAAAAAGAUUGUGCAUUGUAGGCUAAGAAUUCUCUGAUCUACAGUUUCUCAUUAGCACCAUGUUACACCCCUCUAAGGAGUUUUCUCCAGCAUGUUUGGAUGCAUUUUGUCAUUUAGUUGCCGUACAGUGUUUGUGUCAUUUGAUGUUGACAGGGAUAUCAUGAACACCUGGGACCCUGGGCAGAUUCUGUGCAAUCCCUUGUUACCAUGGUGAUAAUGAUGUUUUACCAGGCCUCAGGAAGGGCUUCUGGCAAUCAUGGCCUAUUUCACAGAUAUCGUAUUGAAGCUGUUACAAUGAGGGGUGGUGGAGAAACCUUUCAGUAUGGGCGUGGAUUUCAGGAGACUGGAAGGUGGGCAGGUGUUGGUAGGAUUCCAUUUAACCCUUUAAAUUCCAAAAGUGAUUAAAAUGUAAGUUCUCCCUGAAUUAUCCAUACAUUAUCCAGCUAACAGGUAAUGAGAAUAAUCAAACUUUUCAGGUAGAAGUUAUUAUCUUGAUCUAACCCCAAAUUCUCAUAACUGAUUUACAUGGAAAUGUGCAGUAGCUAGAGGGGAGAAUUAGCAAUCAGAUCUUGGGAGUUAAGGGGUUAAUAAAACUUCAUUGAUUCUCAAAGAACCAAUUAGAGCAGAUAAUAUUGUUUUGAAGUCUGCUCUCAAGCCGGUUUGCCCAUCCAGCUAGAAUUGAGCCUGGUUUCCAUUGCAUGACACAUUAACCCCUGAAUUUCAUCAGGCUUCCAUGACAGAUCACUGGUACCCAUUUUAUACUCCUGGGUGGAGAGAGAGAGAGAGAGACUGGAAGACUUAAGUGUCUUACCCAAGAACAUAGUACAGUGACUUUGCUAGUACUCACCCGUUUACAGGAAGAGAGUAGCUAAGAUGAAAGCCAAAAUAGUUAAUAAGGUACUGAAUGGCACUGAAUGGCAUGCUGCCGCAUUAUAUCUCUGAAAAGGUUAAAAAAUUCAGCACUGUUCGCUUGUCUUUCACGAGGGCCAAAUGUGGAUUAUUUUGUGAUAAUUCGUACUAUCAUCAAUAAAGAAAGACUCACCUUUCAACCCAGUGUUCAGCGUGCUAGUCAUAACGCAUCACUGGCAUAAUUUUGUUUUACUGUAGACGUGAUUUAACCGUAAGUUCAUCGUAAGUUUCCCCGGAUUAAGUUAAGUUUCCCUUUCAACACAGUCAUACUGGAAUCUUUUCUAUCGACUCUUAAAUAUUUGCUCCUUGCUUCGACAGAGUCAUUGAGGGUAUAUUCCGCAGUUUGAACAACCUCCUGGAGCAAUUUCACCAAUCGUUCUUCUUCUACCUUCUACCUGAGUCUAAUCGCUAUGUAUCAAUUGGCCUGUACAUGCCUCCCUUUGGCUGCCUUCUGUUAGGUCCUCUGAUCAUGGCUAUCGUGAUGUGGGUAUUAGCCGGGUCUGCUCCAGAAAACGGCUCAAAAGUUGACACCUCACAAGACGAAGCAUCGAAGGAAGAAGCUAAAUGUAAAACAGCUGAGGUGGAAAGUCGUGAAGAAAAAAGUGGUGAUACUGAAAAGGAAAUCCCUAAUUUAGAAGUUGAGGUUUGUUGAGGUUUCAAUUUAAUUUUCAACCCUGUUGAAUUUAAUUUAAAAUGAAAUCAAAAUUGUUGGAAAAAGGAAAGAGAAAUACGAGAGGCGGACCUUCUCACGGUCACAUGUAACAUGCGCAUUUUAUAAUGAUGAAGGAACUACUGUUGGUCGCGGUAUUUAGAGUCAUUUUUAGCUCCGCAGAGAAUUGCCUUUCAAGUGAAUUUCCUUUUAAAAUAUUAGUUGGUUAGGUUUGAUAAACAGCCGAGAGAAAAGAGUAGGCUAUAAAGAAACCAGGCUGAUAAUGGAUGAAGAAGAUUGACUUACAUUACAAAUGAUGGGAAUUAAAAGUUUUAAGCGAAACUUUUCAAGAUGUACCAGCCGCGACGCAGCUCCUGAAACUGUCGUGUAUGAUGAAAAAAUCCGCUGAAGCCUAUCAUGAUCGCAUGUAAUAUGCUCAGAAUGUCUUAAUUUUGCAGGUAGCAUUUUUGAAGUAUCCUCCUGACAUCGGAAGCGUCGUGCCUAUUGCCAUGGCAACACACGUGGCAGGUGUCGUGGUGUUUUAUUCUCCAGAGCUAAGUUAUAAACUGGGACAAGCGACAGGACUAGACCCUUUGUUAUGUACAUACAUUGGAAUGGCUUUCUCCUUCUUUGUAGUAAUACUUCUGCCUUUUAUCACAAGGUAAGAGACGUGUUUUCACGUUACUAGGAGAGAUUACUGAAUGAAAUAAAGAGUAGAUGGAUAAAUGACGCUUGCAGAAACGAAAAGUAGUAAGAAUGAACUCACAUUUUGAGCUAUUUUCAACUGGUCGAAAGUAAGCUGAGAUUGCAUUGUUUUGCCCUACUUUGCUCUGCUACUUGCGCCACCCUCUCCACCAAUCAGAUGCAAAACAAAAACCAAUCACGACUUGGUCGCCCGCGUUUUCCCGCGCUUCAGGCAGUUUGGUUGCCUUUACUUUGAGUUCUGAUAGCCUCUUAAAGGUAUUUCCCUUUCAUCUGAUUGGCCGAUCGGAAAGCAUUAUAACUCAAUUUUCCUUUAAUCCUUAAAUCGAUCCUGCGAAAAAAUGUUUCAAGUCUCUUGUUCCAGGUUGAUGUAGAUAUUUUAAUUUUAAAGCACAAAUAGCCAAAAGCAGAGAGCGAGUACACUGUACACUGUACACUGUACGGACAUUACCGUCCAAGCACAAUUAGCUACUUGUAAUCUUGAUUAAUUACCACUGCUACAAAAGCUGCGGCGUUACAGAACUUAAAAGGUAUAAUACGCAAACCGGUUCCUAUAUACUGGUCGGAUGUUGUAGUUACUGGGCUACAGAGGAAUACUUGGCAAGCCUUAAUUACUUAGUUGCCACUAAAGUUUAUAUGGAAACAAAAUCUACCGGCAUUCUAUCACUUAUGUUACCAUCUGUUCUGCGCGAUGGUUGUUUUCUCUUCCAUGACAGAAAGCGAGAAAAGUAGAAAGCACGUGGCCGGCUUGGGCUACAUGUAUAUGUACUAGUAUUUAAUUAAAAAAAAAAGAUUAAAAAGCCUGUCUUGUUAAGGUUUAGAAGACUACUAAAUUUACUAUAAAAUAAUUGGACUAUUGGUGCGAGAGAUAGCUGAAUCGGGUUCGCCCUCGUAAACGAUCUCGCGAUAGAAAUCUCAUGCUUGUAGUUAAAAUGUUUCAUGCCCAGAAAAUACCAAUAUUUUACAAAAACUGAGUGGGUUGUUUAUAUAGCCUGACAGUACUGUUCAGAGGUAAGUUUAUCAAUCUCGUUUUUGGAGCAUCUCGAAAGCCAAAAGAUUGAAAUAGUUUCCAAGUAAGUCUGAGAGAAAUGUUGAAUAGAGCGAUGUUUUUAGUGGAGCGAGGGCAUAGACAUAUUCAGACCAGCCCGACGCCGUUAUGUCAGCCUGACGCCGUUACAAUGUUCGUUUUUUUUAACCGUUACCAAGUGCACCGCUGUAUUUUGCCGUUGUAAACGUAUAAUUAACAACUUGUGCUCUAGAAACAAACACUGUAUUUUGUCUCGGCUUAAACAGGAUUAUAUAAAUUCUCGGUGCGAAAAUACAGAGUAAGAAGCCUAAGGCACUGGUGAUGUUUGUGGCGCAUUCAAGCACAGUUAUGUACCAUCCUUCGAUCGCGAACGCUACAGGAUAAUAUGAUAUUACGGAAAGAAAUAAAAUAUACAUGGAGAAACCGAUGCGCCUCGCUUCAUUGAAGUUUUCGGGGAUAUUUCUCACCCUGAAAGCGUAGUACGCACAAAACAGCCACAGAAAAACUCCGAACGUGAUGUUUGCGAGUAAGAUGUUUUUUCCAUUAAGGGUAGAAUAUGCCUUGCAUACAAUCGAAAUGUGCUGCAGAUGAAUGAUGGUGAUUUUCUUGUAAGGCGGGCCAGUAAUGAGCCAAGCUACCGUUAAACCUAUCUGAACAGCGGUAAGAGUCGCCAGGAGAGCUCUCUGUGUACUGGCUUUGGCGGUAAAACACGCUGACAAUACGCAUCGUCUUUACAAGAAGUACGGCAACGCACAUGAUCCAAAUCGUCAUCCGUCCACAGUGACUGAAGCAGCAGAUUGUGUUGGCCGAUUCGGAGAGAUUCAACAGAGGUAUGACAAACAGAGAAGUGAUCCCUACCAAGAGGAUCAAACUCAUUUCUCUGUCGGCCGCCUUAGCUACGGGUGUGUUGAAAUACCUCGCCAAGGUGCCCCAGGUGAUGAAUGUCAGGACGAGUCCGACAGCAGAGAAAACUGCUACAAGUACACCACUCACACUGUUCAUUUGCAUACGUAGUAUUGGUAAAUCAACACAGCGCGUUCGUUCUUCGUUCGAUUUCUGUGUUUGUGAGCAUUCGGUGCAAUUACGAGAGUUGUGACGCGUGCUUAUGCUGCCCAGCGGGCACCUGAUACACUUCCAGCAGCAAGGCGUGGUUAGCGACUGCCUGGUUCCUGGAGAACAGUCUUUAGCGCAGAUUGACCGCGGAGCACUUUGAUUUAAAAGUGUGUUCCAUACUACAUUUGAUUUUAGUGUUAGUUGUGGAUUCUUGUCUUUUAUCCAAGACCCAACCAAAACUUUUUCGUACUUUUUCUCUCGCUGUUUGUUUCGCUGAAAAUUGAUGAUAUCGUAGGAGGCCACUAAUCGAUCUCCAAAAUGGUUGAAUUGCACUUUGCCAGUGGCUCCGUGAAAACUUACGUUCUUAAGGUAGUUUGGGAGGCUUUUUCUAACAUUCACGGGUAUAACACCAGGACAUUUUCCUUCAGGCAGAAGACCGUUCGGUUCAACGCAUUUGUAGAUGUUGUCGAGAGCAUGAGCUACUGCGUACACGGCAUCUAAAAGGUACGGAACAAAUGAGCUGCGAAAUUGCCCAAUCAAAUGAUGUGAAGAAAUGUUGUCUUUACAAUCAGACAGUGUUUGGUUACAGAUCUGUGUCCAAAACUCAUCCCACCAUGCCGAAUUUCUCUUCAAUGUUGCGUUUCGUGUUAAGUGCUUCAAAUGUUCAUCAAAGGGUAAGUGUCGGAAGUCUUGAGGCUGAACUCCAAGUGACCCAUCGAGUCCUGCAAAGCGCGGGUCAAGAUGCACGCUUUCCUCGGCGGUCAUAGCGUCGCUAAAUAGCCAAGUACGGUCGCGAACGCCUUGUUUGUGUGUCUCGUGGAGAAAAGCUCUUGCAUACCCGCCUGAUAACCACACAAGUACGACUCCAAUGUUCUGCUGUUGUUUGAGCUUAAUAACAAUUUGAACGAGCUUUUCCUGGUAGUCUAGUCUUGGAAUAAACUCGGAAAAAGCGAUGCAAAAGGUUCUUCGUCGGUAUACCUCUUUUUCCACAGCCCAAACACCCUGACGUCCGUACGAGUCAUCGAUAGCGACAGCGGCGAUGUAGGUCCAUUUGAAAUGCUCGAUAAUGUCGGCCAUGACUCUCGCCUGCCACAUAUCGCAAGGGAUUGUGCGAAAAAAAUCCUGGUACAUUUUGGAGCUGAGUUCGUGGCUUGUGGCUGUAGGGCUGAUUGCAGCAAUUUCGUGCACUUGGAGAAGACUUCCUACCAGAACAGCGCCUGCCGAGUCGUGCGGGCCUAUCAGAGCAACCACUGGCUGCGUAGGUGAAGAAUUGUCAUCCAACGUGCGGUUCUUAUCUGCCCGACAGACUGCAUCAGUGUUUUGAACCAAGUCGUUCGCCAUUCGCAUGGCUAUUGCUGCGUUUUCGCAGUAAUCUCGAAUGUCAUAACCGAUAGUGACGUUUGGUAAGAUGGUAGAGUCGUUGUUGACGCGUUCAAUGGCGAACAACAUGGUCUCGACAUGGCCAAGACCCAUAGUAAACAACUCGCCGCAGUCAUCGUUGGGUCCAUUGAAGUGGACAUCAAAAAGACCCCCUAAUGUAACAUCUGCUGGCUUGAAAAUUCGAUUCUGAUAAAACUUGGUGUCCGUUUGAUGUUUGGGAUCUAUCACGCUGAAAAUGGAUAAGAAGGAGACGAUUCCUAGACGUUGCAUGUUCAAAAGCUCGCAGCUAUGCAGUCGUACUUCCUCCUUCAUGUAGCCUGGUAGGGCUUAAUUGAAUGCGAGAAUUAUUUGUUAAGAAACUUACUGCUUCACAAGAACCAUUCGAGAUAUUUUGACGCGUAUUUGUUGACACAAAUAUUUCCUUUCGUCAAACAGGAAAAGUCUGUGUAAGCAGCUAGGUUAUUGAUUCUUGUCGGUCCCGUGUUUGCACUAUAUGUGAGUCCCCAAACUUAAUCAAAUAAAACGGCGACUCAAUUUUACUCUCAAAACGGGUUUUGAUAUCGUAAAAGCUUCUUUGGUUUGCUAAUUCUAUUUCCAUACAGAGGAAGUGGAAAAGUCAACGGAUGCCUCUUAUCAGAUUCUAUCGACAUGGACCAUUAAUUAUUUAUUUUUUUCACACCUUUCCAUUAAGAAGUCGAUUACCUUUAUCUGUGAGGUAUAAUAUUCGAGUACUGGUGAACUUAACACAACAGAUAAAUUGGAAAAAAUGCUCUUCACAAAUGAGAAAAGGGAAAUGUAACUAUUUUCUCGCUUGCAUUGCUUCCUGUCCUUCAACUGAUAGAUACAAUAGAGAAAUAGAAACAUUGUACUCGUCAUCUUCAUAACAAUAGCAAUCUUUCCAUAUCAUUACUCAAACAGGUGUAGGGUAAACAGCAGUGGUGUUCAUGCCAUUCGCGUAAAAAAAAGGUUCUAAAAAAAUCCCUCUGUAUUUACUUGAUUAAGGAGAACUUGUCUGAAGAUGAAUUGGUCGAACAAGAUUGUUGAGAAUUUAUGCCCUCUGUUUCUGAAAUGGAGGAAAUAUUUUUAACUAACUCAUGCGUCAAGUUAUUGUGUCAGCAAAUUUUAAGUAAAUACUUUUGUAAAUGUGAAGUACCAUUGUAAACACUAAUGAUCUGAAUUUAUAUCCUUGAAUUGUUGCUGCAAAAGGAGUUACAAAGCGUGUUUUUAUGGUUUACUUUGUAUUCCCGUUUUGAUUCUCUAGUUCAGGACUCGCAAGAGUCAUUUCGUAUUUCUUUCUAAUUUUAGACAGAGUGCACUUUAUUAAAUAUGAUUCAAUGCGCAGGUGAACUUCGAAUGGCGAUAAACUAAAGAAAACAGAAAUUUAGUUGUCACAUUUGAUUAAAUUUGAUGAAUGUGCAUAUAUUUUGUAUUAGAACUUCUCAACUUAUGCUCCCUUGCAUCUGCCGGCAGGCUUUUCAACGCUAGUGAAAUAAUUGUACUGUUUUUUGUUUUUUGUUUAAAGAAAUUUUUAGGUUUCUUUCAUUUGAUGAAUAAUUUCAAUUGCUUUUUUGUGAAAUGACCGUCCUUUUCUUCGCUUUACCCGUGUUUACACUGGAACUCUUUCCUUGCCAAAUUAAGUUGUAUGAGUGAAAUUGCUUGCCAAGGUCGCCUCCAAAGAGAAAACCGAAACAAUUUACAUAAACCCGUCAAAUGUUUCAUGGCAAGUGUACUUGUCAAGAAAAUUUUGUCGUUGUCAAAUUUUUCUUUGGGAGGAUACCUGUUAAAACUCCUAUUAAAAGGGACAAAGAUAAAGCUACAAAUUUCCCAAGUAAACACAGCCAAAAAUAGGCUUGUCAAACGAAAAUUGAUGGUGUAAGGCAGAUCCAUGAUAUAAGCCACUAAUUUCACUAUUAUGCUCCAUUGAAGGUAUUCGAGUGACGUAAGCUCUCAUCAUGUGACCCUUCGAAGCCAUUAUAUGCUCAAAUGUGGAGCUUUGAUACUCUUCUCUGUUCUCAUGGGAGCAAUGGCGGCCAUAAAUUUCUCUCUGGCCUUUUUGGUUAGCAUGUUCCAAGUGCCUGUAUACCUGUUGGUGGCCCCUUGGGGGAGGAGGUUAGUAGUUCAUUCAUUUAUUGGUUAAUUGCGGAAAUUGUAAAUGUCCAAAUUUUUUUUGCCUCAUUGUUGCGCAUAUCAAAAACAUUGUACACUACUACUGACCAGAAUCCACCUGGUUUUUCUAGCAUGAGGCGACCACGUGUGUCACUACUCCUGCUGAACGUUAUUCUUGAUCAUCGCUUACCCUUUCACAACACCUCCACUUUGUCGAAGUGGCUACCUGAAAUUUUCCUAGUACCGUCAGUGCAAUGUUUCAAAGUCUUUCUUACUUUGUAUUGUUUGUUGUCUCAAAUCAAUAUCAUUUUUCAGUAACAUUCUCUUGGCAAAUGCUAUUAUCACUGAUGUUCAAAGUCUCUCAAGGUUUACUUCUUCAUCCAAAAAUUACCCAUUAGUGUAAGAAGAUCAAAGACUAAUUGAAAUGGAAAAUUAAAUCUUCAGCUGGAACUCCUCUCAUUUUUUAAAGAAACUCUUCAAAGCUGAUGUAAUCAGUAAACUUCAAUAAUGACUUGUCAUUGAUUUGCAAAAACUUUAUACGUUCAUUUUAAGAUGAUGAUUAAAAUUCUUGUUCGCAUUUUGUUGACAGGAGUCGCCGUCUUCUCCAAGCAGUGCUACUAGUUUUGGUAUCGCCGCCGAUGAUUCUAUUUCUCCUUUCGCUGGCCUAUAACGUAAUUGUCUCACAAACCGAAGCUAACAUCAACAUCAUACUUCAAUCCACUCUUACAACUGUCUACCAAACCGUGACGUCAUCAAUAAAAGAAGCCCGGAUGUUGGGCACGUGGUCCUUUGCGAUGACGUGUCUUGGGAUUUUGCCCAACUGGCUUAUGUUUUGGUGUUUAGCGUGGCGCUGAAUUAUGAACUAAAUUACCUAACGUCUUACGUUUGAUUCUUCAUGGGAACUCAGACUGUUUUCUUUGUCUCAUGCUGGCGAUAAGAAGAAAUUAAAACUUCUUGGGAGUCUUUUCAAAUCCUUUUUAAGAUAUUUACCGGGAAAGUUCUGACUUAUGAAGUCAUUUCGAAACAUGGGCAACUGGGUAACAGAAUUUGUGCUGAGAAAAUUUUUUUUAUUAAAUUAGAGUCGUCUACCCAUUUACAUUUAAGAAGUUUGUUUUGUUUUAAGAUUAAAUCUUCUCCCUGAUACUAAAGCUUGUAUACUUUCACUACCUUUUUUUUCCUGAAGAAUGUAUUGGUAUUGUAAGGAGAAGUAGCAUGUUAGUCACUCCUAAAAGUUGACGGGUUGAAAGUGAAACCAUUAUCGCAGUAUCCUGUAUCCCAUGUGUGAGGUUUACCGCUUCCUUAGUCAAAUUCUUUUCCGGUUAGAUAAGCCUAUUCGUUCUAUUUUCGCUUUUCUUGUAUAGUAAUUGUACUUGGUAUUGCGGUUUGCGGUAGUCAUCGAAUUAGUUUAGUUUAAAGUGUCCCGUUCACUUCAAAGAAACUUUAAAAUGCAGAUAUAUGGAAUUCACCGAGUAUUACUAACGAAUAAUUAUUAACUACAACCACAUUUAUUGAGAGCAAUUUCUUUUUUCUUUGUGCUAAAUUGUUGAUAGUGCAUAUCAAAUGACCUGGACCCUCUAACAGGUGUACACAUGAAGAUGUGUAGUUUCAAAACUUACGCGGUCUAAAAAUAUCAACGACAUUUGAGACCUUCGAAAUAUUCCUUUUCAAUUGGCAAAGUCACAUCCCAAUCAAAACUCAUCACGUAUCCAUGAAAUCUUUGAGGUGUAGGCGUGUUUUCGGUUAAUGGAACAGUCCAUGUUCACUCGUCCUUACUAAAUAAGCUGAAAUCAUCAGAGUGAUUUAAUAUUCUGUGUACAAGAUAUUGAUGAAAGAGUUUCACGCCGGAUAAUUUUUUAUAAUUUUUAAGGUUUCCAAUUUUCUUAUCAAUUUACUUUCCACUCAGGUGAAUUUAUAACGUCAUGUUCAAUAUUUCACGAUAUCAAAUACCCAACCACAUUUAUUCGAUGCCUUUCAGUCGGAUCUGUCAUGGUCGUGGUUUCGAACCUUCUAU